AUUAAAGUUUGUGUUUACUCGUAGUUGUUACGAUCUUUUUUUUACUUUUGAACUCGAAACUAUGAAUUUAUAAGCAUUAUAAAAUCUUGACUUUUUCAAAUUUUUAUAAAAGAUUAAAAUAAUUGUUAAUGAAAGGACAUUUUGUGAAAUGAACUAAGAAAUUGUUUUUGUUUUAAUACAUGCAAAAUAUUGUUUUUUUUUUGUGGACAAAGAUGGGAAUACACGAUAUUGUAAUUAAAAUAAAAAAUCUAUAGUAAAACAGAACAAAAUAGGUGUGGGAUGAAGUAUUCUAUAGCGAUAAUUUUCACAUGUCUGACUGUAAAGGUCACAAGCUUGCUGGAAAUCAGCACAGUUGAAAGCAAGAAGAGAUCGCAAGCGGAUAGUCGCGACUACAUUUCGGCGUUUCUUAGGAGUGACAUAAGAAAAUUGGAGACUGUGCUCCAAAAAUUGCCCAAGUGUGAAUACGUUACACAGGUUGGUGAUCAAUACGAUAGUGGGUAUGCACUUCGAGCUAACAUCAACUGCAAGAGGAAGAGGAGGGCGUUCGAGGGCUUGUUGAACAUUUUCAAGAAACUUGACGUCAACUAUGAAGCGUAUAUGGAUGUCGGUUUUAAUACUAGUAUUGGCAAUCGUCAAAAGAAAUAUAAGAUUGUAACAAGACCAACCGAACCCACCAGACAAGUCGCAAAUACUCCUAGUAACGGCCCAGGUGUCAUCAAAUACGUAUUGUGCUUCAUUCAGUCGACGAGAAUUUUCAAGAGUUGCAUCGGCAAAACCAAAGGUAUUGGGAAACAGCAAACGAGAGACUCCAGCAGCGUUGAGCAUGAGAGCGGUGACCUCAGCCGUGGCAAGCUGAGUGACGCCAUCAGCGACGAUGAGGGUCAAUCAAGAGUUCAACGAGCUAGAUACCAGCUGAAAUUCCGAAAGGUGACCCGCGCGCCUGACUACGAGACCGCACGUGUGGGAAGUAAAAGUAAGGAGUUAAUGUCAUGUAUCCAUAGCGCGUAUGGGGUAUUCCAAACAUGUGCUGUGCCUAGGAAAAGGGAGAAGAAAAAGAGUAGUGAAGAAAAUGGCGACCGAACGUACCGCGCUGAUGACCAACAACAGGAAGACCAACAAGAAAUUAACACUGGUCAACAAGAAAUUAACACUGGUCAACAUGAAAUUAACACUGGUCAACAAAUUUCCACAGGACAACAAGAUAUUACUGGUCAACAAAUUUACACAGGCCAACAAGAAAUUAAUACUGGUCAACAUGAAAUUAACAAUGGUCAACAAAUUUCCACAGGACAACAAGAAAUUACUGGUCAACAAAUUUACACAGGCCAACAAGAAAUGAAUACUGGUCAACAAGAACUUAACACUGGUCAACAAGAACUUAACACUGGUCAACAAGAACUUAACACUGGUCAACAAGAACUUAACACUGGUCAACAAGAACUUAACACUGGUCAACAAAUUUCCACAGGGCAACAAGAAAUUACUGGUCAACAAAUUUACACGGGACAACAAGAAAUUACCGGUCAACAAAUUUACACAGGACAACAAGAAAUUACCGGUCAACAAAUUUACACAGGCCAACAAGAAAUUAACACUGGUCACCAAGAAAUUAAGCUUGACCAACAAGAAAGUAACAUUGAACAAGAAGAAAAAUUACACUGGCCAGCAACAAAUUAACACUAGCUAUUAAAUUAACAAGAAAGAAGCCAGAGAAAACUCUACGACAUAUUUUCCAUCUCACUCAUACAAGAAAGAAAAACGCGUGUUAGAGAGAGGAGAAACUGGACUAACAUGUUUUGUCUCUUAUUGUGUGCCAGUUUUAUAAGGGCAACAGCUGCAACCUGCCUGGUAGACCUAUUGAAUAGUUCUAUCUCAUGUGACUACGCUAACCGUAAAAGAUAUCAUUUUUACCGCGACCGACACCGCGUAUAACCGUUAGAGUACUAUAAAUAAAGCAGGUUUCUCAAGCAAACGGAAAGACGGGCAAAGUUUAAGUAUCUAAUCUCUGUUGCUCCUAUGAAUAAUAUGACUAUAGCCGUCCCGUUCGAAUAUCCUUGGGGUAGUUUAAGUAUGAAUGAAAACCAGAAAAUAGAUAAUUUUAAUCGUUCGUUUUUUGCAUGGCUUAGAUAAUGACUUUAGCUAGGAAUAAUUAUUGUUUCAUAUAGUGUAAAGCAUUUUUAUAUAAAUUGAAUUAGUAAAACUUAAGUUUUUAAUAAAGUUUAGCUAUAUUGUAAGUAAUUGUAGUUGUAGUAGGUAGUUGAAAUAAAAAAUGUAUAUUUUCUGAAAAUAGAAACCUCAUUUAAUAUCA
This is a messenger RNA of Plodia interpunctella (Indianmeal moth), 2308 nucleotides long. RefSeq lists its product as uncharacterized. The coding region runs from base 280 to 1677 and encodes 465 amino acids. NCBI's taxonomy places the organism in Eukaryota, Metazoa, Arthropoda, Insecta, Lepidoptera, Pyralidae. The transcript has 6 exons. The record is from RefSeq and is a predicted model, not a curated record.